AUGUGCUUCCGCGAGCGUCCGUCGGUGGAGGAGGCGUGUUCUCUAAUACGAAGACUGCGAAGGUCCCACCGCUCCGAGCGACUUUACUGUCGAUCACGAAAACACAAAUCAGUCCGUCCCGUUCUCCCAAUGUGCCCGUAG
This is a messenger RNA of Phytophthora nicotianae INRA-310, 141 nucleotides long. RefSeq lists its product as hypothetical. Bases 1 to 141 code for a protein of 46 amino acids. The transcript has a single exon. NCBI's taxonomy places the organism in Eukaryota, Oomycota, Peronosporomycetes, Peronosporales, Peronosporaceae. The record is from RefSeq and is a predicted model, not a curated record.